Messenger RNA from Hemicordylus capensis (graceful crag lizard), 8157 nucleotides. It is a transcript of the gene INPP4A, whose product is annotated as inositol polyphosphate-4-phosphatase type I A. The record is from RefSeq and is a predicted model, not a curated record. Gene Ontology annotation, cellular component: cytoplasm. The transcript is spliced from 28 exons. Gene Ontology annotation, molecular function: phosphatidylinositol-3,4-bisphosphate 4-phosphatase activity. Lineage: Eukaryota; Metazoa; Chordata; Lepidosauria; Squamata; Cordylidae. The coding region runs from base 451 to 3792 and encodes 1113 amino acids.
AUAGCCGGCUGAGUGUAUGCGCGUUCGGGUGCUGGGGAUGCUGCUGCAGCCGCAGAGGCUGCCUUGAGGUGUGGGGAGCAGCCGCAGCAGCAGGAAGGCGGGGCUGCAGUGGCUCCCCGGACCAAAGGGGGUAGGAUUCUGCUCAGUAUGUUUAGUACAAGUUGGUGAAGAAGCGGGGACUCGCCUGGAGCCCGAAACAGCCGCGAGAGAAUUGUAACCUGGUAACUGUAGCUUUUGUUGAAAGAAACAAGCCAUGAGAAGGGAAUUCAACAGUAUGGGAAAAUCAAUCUAGCUUAAAGAAAUGCAUUGCCAUGCUCUCGCCCAAGAGGAUUACGGCUCCCUCAUGCUAACAUCAUAAGGCUGCAAAUGAAGAAGACAUCCUGCUAGAUUUUGACCACCAACAUCCUGCUGUGGCCAAACAGUGAAAAGAGGCACCUUCCCCAUGACAACAUGUCAACAAAAGAACAAAGCCCCCGCCAUGGUGCAAAAUCCCGCACUGUACAGCGAGGCUCAACGAUUGAUGUUGCCUCUGACAUGUUAGGUUUAUCUCUGGCAGGAAACAUCCAGGAUCCAGAUGAGCCAAUCUUAGAAUUCAGUUUAGCUUGCAGUGAGCUGCUCACUCCGUCGCUAGAUAGAAAGCCAAAUAGUUUUGUUGCAGUGAGUGUAACGACACCACCUCAGGCAUUCUGGACAAAGCAUGCUCAGACAGAAAUUAUUGAGGGAACAAGCAAUCCUAUCUUUCUAAGCAGUAUUGCCUUUUUUCAAGACUCUCUUAUUAAUCAGAUGACACAAAUAAAACUUUCUGUAUAUGAUGUUAAAGAUAGAUCUCAGGGAACUUCCUCCAGGAUGCCAUCCCAGAGUUCCAAUCCGCCUGGUUCCUGGCAAUGCUUCGCCCCAUCAUGCCUUCCCUUGCCAUUGGUUGUCAGCUUGGUCUGGGCAUGUAAAAGCUGCACGAACUGCUUUGGCUCUUUUUGCCCGUCCUCAACAACUCUCAUCUGGUCAGAGCCUAGCCGUGGUGGAACUAUACCAAGACAGAUGUAUUUAUUGGGUUCUGUGAUGUUCACUGUAAAGGAGCUACUUAAGGAGAGGAAUCAUAGGCUGCAUUUAACACUAAGAUCUGCUGAAAGUGAUCGUGUAGGCAACAUUACGGUCAUAGGAUGGCAGAUGGAAGAGAAAACGGACCAAAGACCUCCAGUUACCAGGUCUCCUGAUACUAUCAAUGGAAGGACUGUGCUGCCUGUUGAUGAAAGUUUAACAGAAUCUUUAGGAAUCCGAUCCAAAUAUGCUUCAUUACGGAAAGAUUCAUUGUUAAAAUCUGUGUUUGGAGGGGCCAUUUGUCGGAUGUAUCGUUUCCCCACCACUGAUGGGAACCAUCUGAGGAUCUUGGAGCAAAUGGCAGAGAGUGUACUUUCCCUACACAUUCCCAGACAGUUUGUGAAGCUACUACUUGAGGAAGAUGCUGCAAGAGUUUGUGAACUUGAAGAGCUGGGAGAACUGUCUCCUUGUUGGGAAAGCCUUCGUCGGCAAAUAGUUACUCAGUACCAAACAAUUAUUCUAACCUACCAGGAAAACCUCACAAAUCUACAUCAGUACAAAGGUCCAUCAUUCAAAGCAAGUAGCCUGAAAGCUGAUAAAAAGCUAGAAUUUGUGCCCACAAAUUUACACAUACAGCGAAUGCGAGUCCAGGAUGAUGCCGGAUCAGAUCAGAAUUAUGAUAUAGUAACUAUAGGAGCUCCAGCAGCUCACUGUCAAGCCUUUAAAUCUGGAGGUCUGCGGAAAAAGUUGCAUAAAUUUGAAGAUGCAAAGAAACAUGGUGGCAGGGCCAGCUUUAGGGGUGUGCCGAGCUUCAGGGCGCCGAGCUUCAGGGCGCCGAGCUUCAGGGACCACCAUGCAGGGGUGCCACUUGGGGCACUCGCCGGCACUCAGGCAGAAAGAGGGAAGUAUGGGGUCCCCUCGGCUCGCUCCUCCUCGCACUCCAGGAAACGGGGACUUCUUUGGAAUUGGUCCCGCCAGGCGAAGCGACAGUGCUCUUCAACCACUUCCCAGUCAAUAGUGUACAUACCGCAGGAUAUCAUUCGAGCAAAGGAGAUUAUUGCACAGAUCAAUACCCUGAAAACUCAAGUCAGUUACUAUGCAGAAAGACUCUCUAGAGCUGCCAAGGACAGAUCAGCCAAUGGACUUGAAAGAACGCUUGCCAUUUUGGCAGAUAAGACACGGCAGCUUGUUACUGUCUGCGAUUGCAAGCUGUUGGCAAAUUCAAUACAUGCGCUGAAUGCUGCAAGACCAGAUUAUAUAGCCUCAAAGGCCUCCCCAACUGCUACAGAGGAAGAACAAGUGGUGCUCAGGAAUGACCAAGACACUCUAGUGGCCAGAUGGACAGGAAGAAAUAGUCGAUCUUCUCUGCCGGUGGACUGGCAUGAAGAAGAAUGGGAAAAGGUUUGGGUGAAUGUUGACAAAAGUCUUGAGUGCAUUAUCCAGAGGGUGGACAAACUACUCCAGAAAGAGCGUUUGCAAAGUGAUAGCUGUGAAGAUGUUUUCCAGUGUGAAACCAGCUGUUCUAGCAAGAAAGGUAAACGGGAUACUCGUGCAUACUGGAUAAAGCCAAAAGCCUUAAGUGAGAUCUCAUCUUCAUCUUCAUCCCAAUCAUCAUCUCCAUCCAUGUCAUCCUCUGCAUGCCAUUGUCCCACAACCACAAAUUGCAGUCCCACUCCUGAAGAAUCCAGCCCAGGUGAAUGGAGUGAGGCCCUCUACCCCCUGCUGACAACACUCACAGACUGUGUGGCUAUGAUGAGCGACAAGGCAAAGAAAGCAAUGGUCUUUCUUUUGAUGCAAGACAGUGCUCCUACCAUAGCCCUUUGCUUGAGCCUUCAGUACCGGAGGGAUGUGGUCUUUUGCCAAACUCUCACAGCCCUUAUCUGUGGCUUCAUUAUCAAGCUGAGGAACUGCCUGCAUGACAAUGGGUUCUUGAGGCAGCUCUAUACCAUUGGCCUGCUGGCACAGUUUGAAAGCCUUUUGAGCACUUACGGCGAGGAGCUUGCAAUGCUAGAGGAUAUGAGUGUGGGCAUAAUGGACUUGAGAAAUGUAACGUUCAAAGUAACUCAGGCCACAUCGAAUGCCUCUGCUGACAUGCUGCCAGUCAUUACAGGAAAUCGUGAUGGAUUUAAUGUGAGAAUUCCAUUGCCAAGUACCUUGUUUGAUGCGCUGCCUCGUGAGAUUCAGAGCGGCAUGCUACUGAGAGUUCAACCUGUUCUCUUCAAUGUGGGGAUCAACGAACAACAAACCUUAGCAGAGAAGUUUGGGGACACCUCAUUACAGGAAAUGAUAAACAUGGAAAGCUUAGUACGACUGAAUUCCUACUUUGAGCAGUUCAAAGAAGUUUUGCCUGAAGACUGUCUACCUCGAUCCCGUAGUCAAACGUGCCUGCCUGAACUGUUACGGUUCCUGGGACAGAAUGUACAUGCAAGAAAAAACAAGAAUGUUGAUAUUCUUUGGCAAGCUGCUGAGAUUUGCCGCAGAUUAAAUGGUGUUCGGUUUACAAGCUGUAAAAGUGCCAAGGAUAGGACUGCCAUGUCGGUAACUCUGGAGCAGUGUCUAAUAUUGCAGCACGAACACGGAAUGGCUCCUCAGGUCUUCACACAAGCCCUGGAGUGCAUGAGGAGCGAGGGUUGUCGAAGAGAAAAUACAAUGAAGAAUGUUGGAUGUCGCAAAUAUGCAUUUAAUUCUCUGCAGCUGAUGGCUUUCCCCAAGCAUUACAGGCCUCCUGAAGGAACUUAUGGAAAAGUUGAAUCAUAAGAUUACUGUGUCCUGUAACUAAUUGUUCUGUUAAAAUAUGUGGAUACACUCAACUUUAGUAUAUGAACUUUGACUACAAUGUCAGAAACAACUUUUUGUACGUUUCACUAGGUCAUACUGAGCAUGUACUUUUAUUAAAUUGGAUUUCAUAGGGGGAAAGGUUAUUUGCUGAUCCCUUGUAACAUGAAAAUGUUAUGACUGUCUACUCACAUAACUAGCCAUCAGUGUAUGUAAGAUGCCUGAACAUACUGUACCACUGAUUUCUUCUCUAAAUGCCUAAAUACAAGAGGGAACUUCUGGAUUGUUAAGGAUUUUAUGAACAAUAUUUAGGCAGCUGUUACACACACCUUUUUUUAUACUGAUUUGAUUUGUGAUUAAGACUUUCAUAGUACUUUUUAAAACUUUGGAGUUGUAAAUAGUAAAUUAAUGGGACACAGGGCAUUUUAGUAAGUACAAAAGACACUGUUACGAAGGAGAAAUGAAAGCUCAGUUUUAAGACUGGGCAGCACAGUGUAUUUGAAGCCAAGAGAUUAAAAGUUUAACAUUAAGUAGAACACUAUCAUAUACGGUGUUUGUAAUAUACAAGGCCAGGAACUGACACAAGCCCCAUUUCUUCUUGGUUCAGAAACAGGAUUGGACUCAUGAUCCUUUCAUUCACUUGAGAAAAAUGUUGCUUCAUGUUUUGUGUUACUAGUGUUAGCAAACAAUAGAUAUAAGGCCUGAACAAGAGAGCUGGAUGUGACAAAAUGCUGCAUAUAAUUAGUAAUGGGUGGGUGAUAGUUGUGGGUAGUGGAAGCAGAUGGCAAUUAAGGUAUGCAUUCUUAACUGCACUGCAGAUCAGAUAGGAAAAUGUAUCCUCACCUGUGCUGCAAAAGUCAGUGCACAGGUUGGAUCACUUGCAUAUCUGCACUGUCAUGUGCAUCCAGUACCUGUCAACUUGAACCUCUUUCUGUGUGUGUAGAUCAGCUUACUGCAUGCAACAAUGUGCAGCACAAGCCAACACAUCCAGAAAGCAGAUAAUGGGUGUCCUUGAAUUGUACACAGCUGGAUUUCAUGUAAGCUUCUUGACAAAAGGACAGAUGCUCCAUUCAUGAAAACCUUCUACCAAGGUGCUAGUUGGAUUGAUGGCCUGAUCCUUGGAAGAGUUUGAUGCACCUGAGAGCACUGAAAUCAACGGGUGUAGUGUGCCUAACGCUGCAUAGCAUCAGGCUGCAGGUUUUCUCAUCUUCCUGUUCCACUUUCAAUAUUUUCAUCUAAAGUGAAAAUUAAUUAUAAAGGACUCAUCUGUUCAGAACAUUAGGUACUUCUUACUAAUUUUUCCUGUUGGUAUCCAAAAUUAAUUGCAGGUAGGAGUGUGCACGAGCCAUGGUUCAAGCACCAGUUUGGCAAGGGGAGUGGGAGCUUUAAGAAAUAAGAGAUCAGGUCCUUACCUGCUCUCUGCUACCCCAUGCAGUUUUCUGCUGGGCGGCGCUCAGCCCAAGUCUCUCUGUAUGGCUCCAGCACACACAUGGCACCCUCACAUGCAUGCGUGCCCUUUGCAUGAUCAGCAUAGUGCUGCUGACCACGCAAAUGGCAAGGACCUGUUCUCCUCUUUCUUAAAGCUCCCGCUCCCACUCCCCUCCCCGCGCCAAAUCGGUGCUCGAACCGCAGUUCAUGCACACCCCAAAUUACUGGCCCUGACAUCUAAUAUCAAGCCAGUCCAAUUUAUUUCUGUCAAAACCCACUGUUUUCAUUCUUUUGUUAUUUAUUUGUGUAUAGCUUCUGUUUUUUGCUUUAUUAGAAUGUUGAAUUGGGGGAAAUGGAUUUUCAUUGUUUUUAAAAUGAAUCAUGGCCGUUUGUUUUGAUACCAAAAUGACUGUUAAAUGUAGAAUGUUAUCACCUCAAAAGCAAAUAUGUGAAUGGGCCUUAUUCAGGCUCUGGAUGAAUAACAGUCUACAAAUGAAGCCAGUUUGGAUGGACGUCCACCAUCACACACGUUUAGGGUGGGGAUGUGCCAAGAAUGCACCUGCCCCGACAUCACUCCAUAUGACCAAAUCAAGUCACUUGCGAUAUAGGAGGAAAAGAUAGGAAGGACUCACUCGCAGAUUGUACCAGCAGAAAGACGUAUGCAUCAUGCUAAAGACAGAAUGGUAUGCAGCUCUGUUGAUUGCCAGUACCUGAUCAACAGCUUUUCUUGAAAAUAGGAAUUGCAAACAGUUUGUAUUGAAAGUAUAAAUCAAGCAUUGAUUUUUUAAUUGUUUCAUGUCUAAUACUCUGUAUCUCUUUAAUCAAAUACUGUAUAUGCUAUUCAAAGAUUCUAAGGCUAUGUUCAAAAACAAUCUUUUUCACUUUUAAUUCCAUUGAAAUUACUGGCUGACAUCCUGACGAAUAGAUGCAGGUGUGUUAGGAGGGUCUUUGGGGACAUGCUGGGAACCUUUUCAUAACUCAUGACAUGUUUGCACUUCUACAGAGCACUUCCAGAGCACAAGCAGCGCUCGGAUGUGUUAGCUCUUGUGAAACAGCAUGCACACAUCACUAGGAGUUGUGCAAGGGCUCUCGUUGCAUAUAUGCAAACCCUCCUAAUGCAUACACUUCAUUAGGAUGUCAGUAAGUGAGUUUUACUUAUAGGUAAAUAUGUAGUAUCCUGGGCCUUGUAAUGCAAUAGGAAAUAUGACUAGCUUUUUCUCAACAAAAUAACAGCCUGCAAUACAUACGGUCUUUUCUAAGCAUGUUUUACUUCUCCCUGUUGUUUGCACUUUAUUUCUUGGGUAUUUAUUCUGUGCCCACAGAAAUGGUUCACCAUUUGCUGUUAUGUUCACGGUUUAGCAGCUUAGCUGCAACUUUACAUCUGCUAGUCACGGUUUCUCUGAAUUGGCUUUUUAUUACAGUUUCAUCUUCUUCCAGUUUCAAAGUUGUGAACCUUGUGUAAGAUGUUUAACCCCCAAACUGUUCUGUUGGGGAAAACACUUCACAAACUAGCAGGCAAACUAGACUUUGAUUAAUGUCCAAGUUUUAUUACUUUUUAAAUUUAUUCUCUGUUCUCCACUUUUAUUGUUGUGUGUUUAACAUGUUUUAAUCACAUACUGCACUUAAACACUUGCAUUAUUAUACUUCAGCUUUUAAUACUGCUUUGGAGAAAGAAUUGAAUGUUUAGCAAAGAUUUCAGUAUUUAAAAUGACCUGAUCCUAAGACUCUGCAAUCAAGUAAGGGUUGACUGUUCAUACUAGUGUCAGCAUGGCAAUUACAAGAUACAACAUACUUGUCCUGUUUCAGCAACGUCUUGCAGGCAUGAGAGCUCCUAUGUGUACAUGAAGGUUUCCCUAUUCAGGUAACUGAAAAGGGUUACUCUGCAUAUACACAGGCCUGCAUACAGAAGUACAUUUUCAGUUGAAAUGAAGAAGAAGCUUGCAUGCACUGUACGCUUUUGUAUCGCAAGACAAAUGGAGCUCUGGUUUGUGACACAUGUCAGUAAUGCAAAGUGUGCUGGCAAAGCCUUAGGCCAUAGCCAGUAUACUGUUUUUUGAUCAGAUGUUUAGUUAUACCCCCUCUAAAUUACAGUGAGCCUUGGUACUUACUUGAAUUACACUACUGGAAAUGGCUUGUUUUACAGUUGCACUUGAGUGAGGAUCCACCAAUAGCAGCAUAUAGCUUUGCAGUACUUUUUCUGAAGAAUUUCCCAGCUCCUCCUGUGCAUGCAUUACUCCUCCAUCCCCUUUAAAAAGUAAUAGAACACCAAGCUACAACAUUGUGUUAAAUGUGGGGAAGGGAUGCAAUAUUCUGAUUUCAUUCUUUUUCAUUUCAUAUGUAAAACACUCUUGUCCAGCUAAUAAUCUACACAUAGAACUUGACAUGCACAUGAGUGGGAUUCUGUGAACGAUGGACUGAACAGAGCUUGAUUGAAAAUGGAAAACUGUGAAACCAUAAAUCUAUGUAGGAAAUGUCAUAGGAGCAGAGGUUUGGGUUUUUUAAAAAAAGGUUUUGUGUGUUUGCACAGAAAAGGCAUUCUCAAGGAUUAAUAUAGUGUAAAGUACAAAGAAAAGUUUUUUUCUUAAAAAAAAAAAAGAAACCUAUGAAAGGAUUUGGAAAAAUCUGCUGCCAAGUAUGUUCUGUGUAUGUUCUGUGAAAGCUCCCACAGCACAGUUGCCUUUUGGGGUUUUGUUUGUGUAUGUAGAACUAUUGUAAAAUAGAGCACAGUUUUGUCCAAACACAGUUGUAUUUGCCAAGCUUUGUGCAUUUAAUUUUUUAUUUAUUUGUUUUGGGGCAGUAUUAAUAUACCAUAACCAUACGGUUACUGUUUUAUAUAGUCUUAAUUCAUCCAAUCCAUGUAUGCUGUAAAUGUGCUAGUCUUUAGGGAUAAACAAACAAUAAAGAACUGACAAGAAUGUG